Molecule: messenger RNA, 2412 nt
Organism: Cucurbita maxima (winter squash)
Lineage: Eukaryota; Viridiplantae; Streptophyta; Magnoliopsida; Cucurbitales; Cucurbitaceae
Exons: 12
Coding region: 233-2029 (598 amino acids)
Source: RefSeq, a predicted model, not a curated record
GAGUCAAAAUUCCUUCCAUUUGUCAAUCCGUCAAGAUCCAAUAAGGAAAAAAAUGCGGAGACCCAGCUUCAAGAAAACAAGGCUUCAAAUUCCACUGGUGCCACCAUAACACAAUUCCAAGCUCCAAUUGCACAGUUCAUCCAUCAAAUUCUGUAUGAAGUUUCGAAUUGAAGACAGAGAUUCUCAUUCCUGGUUUGAAAUUCCAGCAUGAUCGAUUGUUCCAGGUAUCAUAAUGCAGCAGCAGCAGCAAUCCUCUUCUGCAGUUUCACCUCACCAUAUCAGUCCUCCGCCUUCAUCUCUUAGGUCACCUUCAUCCGUGCCCGCCGCCGCCGCCGCUGCCGCCGCCGCGCAGUCACCACUGGCUCUCGCUCCUCUGACGACCCACAUCUCCAAUUCCCAUCGGGAGUCGCUUCCUCCGCCGCCUCCUCCUCCAUCGGACCAUGUUGCCGGACCAGUGGUGCCGGUUGCGGCGGCCCAAUCCGCCGGUGAUUCUGCUGUAACUAUGGCUUGCCCGCUGGCUAGGGUUCGCCUGUCUGAUAUUUCCCCUUACGACGGCGCGCCUGGGGGGUCCUACGUGAGGGCUGUUGAGGCUUUGUCCGGAUCCUUGAUGAGAUAUAAUGCAGCUGUGAUCGAAUUGGAGAAUGAAGGUGCUGCUCUCACUCGGUGCGGUCUUGAAGCGGCUAGGUUGUUUCUCAAGAGCCGGGCGCAGAGUGGUGGAAAAGGGCGAGGUGUUUAUAUGUAUAGAGCCGGAAGAGCUGUGGAAGAUUGGGAGUCUUGUCCUCCAUGUAUGGCUGAUAUUUUUAGAUGUAUGGGUAAAGCAGCUCGGGCUGCUUUAUGUGCAAUAGCCAGGCAUCUUCGUUUGAGAAGCGAUGUUUUCAAUAAUUUGCUUGAUGAUUCUCCACUUCCUGCUACUGAGGUAUCCUCAUCAGUGCUUGUUGCAAUGCACCUGCAUAAUAGCUCUUUGCACAACUGCAAGGGUUAUGGUGGGGGAGGAAAGUCAGCAAUGAAUGUUGAAGUUGAGAAGGGUUUAUUGACAUUGAUUUCCUCAGACAAUCCUGGUUUACAGGUUUGUGAUCCCAAUGGUCGCUGGUACCUAGCAGAUGCUGUGUUGGCUCCUGGGGAUCUGUUACUGCUUACUGGCAAGGCACUCAGCCAUGCUACAGCUGGCCUUCGUCCUGCUGCAUCAUAUAAAUCUGCUCCUGAUCAUUCCUCUGGAUCAAAUUGUGGUGGGAGGACUUCCCUUGCAUUUAGACUCAUGCCACAAACCAAUGCCAUAUUAGACUGUUCUCCCAUUGCAGCAGCUGGUCAUGUUAUUCCUCAAAGAUAUGGUCCAGUCUCUGUUAGCCAAUUCAUGGACGUUCUUUCCGCUGAGGAAGAUGUAUUAUGUACUCAUCUGGACAAGGAUAACAAUUGUAUAGCUCGAAAUGAUCAAAAUAAGGAGCCCUCAUUAAGAAGUGUUCUCUCGGAUCCGUUAUCUGGUGCAUUCCUUGAGGAUGCAAUGUUUGUUUCGUGUGGACAUUCAUUUGGUGGUCUUAUGCUGAGGAGGGUCAUUGAGACGUCAAGGUGCACAUUAUGCAACUCAGAAAUUGAUGCUGGGUCUUUGAUUCCUAAUAUAGCACUUAGAGCCGCAGCUUCAGCUGUGAAGCAAGAAGAUGACAGGAGGCUAUUCCACAAUGCAGCAUUGAGGAAGCGUCGGAAGGAAAUGGGCGACCAGAUGGAUCCAAUGAGAAGAUUAAACAGGGAAAACGGUGAUAUUGCCAUCGAUGAUGGAAUCCAUCGAGGAGUUCAGUACCCCUUUGCAGUAAAUGAAAAGGUCCUAAUAAAGGGAAAUAGGAGAACACCAGAAAAAUUUGUUGGGAAAGAAGCGGUCAUCACAUCCCAGUGUCUGAAUGGCUGGUAUUUACUAAAAAUCAUUGGGACUGGAGAAAAUGUUCGGUUGCAAUAUCGGUCUCUUAGGAAGAUCCUGAACACGACACCAGCUAACGAGGAUAGCUGUCCCUCACAGCCCCUUCAGCACAGCAGCUCAUAAAACUCUAUGGAUGUUGAUGAUUAAUCCGGAGCAACAAGUUGAAUUCAAAUCACGGUUUGGUCAGCAGAAGAUUGUGAAUUUGUUUGGACGGUGAUAUAUUUAUCAUCAAGCAUCAGAACAGCAGCUGUUAGUUGGUUUUAGGUUUCUGUUACAUACUUAAAAAAAAUUCUGGGAAGUGUAUUUAGAUUUUUGUUUAGUACGUGAAGUAUCAUUAAAUUAUAGGCCCCAAGAAGACCUCUCGAUGUAUCAUUAGGCUUGAGAUGAGUGAGACAAAUUAUAUGCAAAUUGAGACUUGAGGCAUGGAUUGUGGGCCGAGAACACUUGGCACAUCCUAUUAACUAAAGCUUUUUAUUGGAAGCCUGCCGUGAGUAAUUUUCAAUCAA